AUGCACUAUUGGUUUGUUGAAUCACAAAAUGCCCCAGCGACAGAUCCGUUUCUCGUGUGGUUUAAUGGAGGUCCUGGUUGUUCGUCUUUUGCCGGAGCUUUCGAAGAGUUGGGUCCAUUUUACGUGAAUCGUGAUGGAGAGUCGCUUUAUGAGAAUGUUUACGCUUGGAAUAAGUUUGCGAACGUGCUUUUUCUUGAGUCACCGAUUGGCGUCGGUUUCUCCUACAAUACACAGCUAGCAAACGACACCUCUCACAAAGAUGACCUCACCGCUGAUCAAAACUAUGCGGCACUCGGCGAUUUCUUCACAAGAGUCGCCCCCGAGUACUCAAAUCGAUCGUUUUUCUUGACGGGUGAAUCGUAUGCUGGCCAUUACAUUCCCCAAUUGUCGAUUCGCCUUCUUUCCGGCAUCAUCAACGGGACUUUUCCGAAUAAAAAUUUCCUAGGAAUAGCGAUCGGAAAUGGUGAAUUCAGCUCGCAACGCCAGACGAAUUCGAUCAUUUUGUGGAGUUUCUAUCACGGUCGCAUCUCGCUCAAUGAUUGGAAAUACGCAAAAGAGAAAUGCAAAGGCGCCGAUCCCACCGUCACCGACAUUGAUAAAUACGAUUUUUUUUAUUACUUUACGACGAACAACAGCAUGGAUUAUUGGUCGAAUGGGACUCCUUGCGGUGACCUCUUGCAACAAUAUUUGAUUGUGCCCGAUAGCAUGGAUCCGUACAAUUUCUAUCAAGAUUGUUGGAGUGCUGGGAGUAAACAGAUCAAAUCAAAAUCACGUCGCAGUCGAACGCCUGAAAAGUCGAAAGCAAAAGCGAGAAGAGUACGCCGAAACGCGCUUGACUCGAACACAGCGUUAACGUUAAACUACGAGUCAACGGAUAGUCAAUGGGCGUACCCGUGUUGGAACGAUGGAUCGGUGACGAAAUGGGCGAAUCGACGAGAUGUGCAAGCGGCAUUGAAUAUCGAUGUAGCUUGGCAAAAUCAGAAGACAAGUGGCGGUGAUCCGUAUCCGUGGAUGGAUUGCAACGAUCACGCGAUUUACAAUCUUUACUGGAACGACUAUGCAGACACUACUCAAUUCUUCGACGAUAUCAUUAAAAAAGCCGAGUUAGCCGGACAACCAAACUUUCGGAUGUUGAUUUACAAUGGAGACGUGGAUACAGUGUGCAAUUAUUUGGGUGGCGCAUGGCAUUUGCAGAAUAUCGCUGAGAAGAACGGGUUUAACACGAACUCAUCCCGUCAACGCUGGUACUACGCGGAUCAGACAGCCGGCUUUGUGCAACGGUACACGAAGGGAGGGCUGGUCAUCGAUGUAUUGACGGUUAAGGGUUCUGGUCACUUUGUUCCAAACGAUCGUCCGGGUGCCGCGCUACAAAUGAUCACGAAUUUUGUUUCCCUUUCCUCACCAAGCGGUUCGAAUGUGAAUUACAAUCAAUCCGUAAUCGAUUUCAUCCCAAAUCCCCGUCCACUUUUGAACAAAGAUUCAAAAUCUCGUUGCAAGUCUCACCAUUUAUUGACCUAUUCUGGUCCAUCAGAUAAGGCUCUUGGCACAAUAGAGUCAAUAAAACGUGGAAUUAAA
This is a messenger RNA of Mesorhabditis belari, 1575 nucleotides long. The record is from the annotation of a GenBank genome assembly. Lineage: Eukaryota; Metazoa; Nematoda; Chromadorea; Rhabditida; Rhabditidae.